Cladophialophora bantiana CBS 173.52 is the source of this 537-nucleotide messenger RNA. RefSeq lists its product as uncharacterized. The coding region runs from base 1 to 537 and encodes 178 amino acids. Gene Ontology annotation, biological process: regulation of transcription by RNA polymerase II. NCBI's taxonomy places the organism in Eukaryota, Fungi, Ascomycota, Eurotiomycetes, Chaetothyriales, Herpotrichiellaceae. The transcript has a single exon. Gene Ontology annotation, cellular component: mediator complex. Gene Ontology annotation, molecular function: transcription coregulator activity. The record is from RefSeq and is a predicted model, not a curated record.
AUGGAGGUUGAUCAGCCUCAUACGAGCAAAACCGCAGCCUUUACGCCUGCUUCUCGUAUUGCCGAAUUGAACGACAUCGACCGAUCCAUUUCCACCCUCCUCUCCGCAGCAUCUGAUGCCGUCGGCAUUCUGUCGAAUUCGCCAACCACCACCGAAAAGCAGGAGACGGCUCUACGCUCAUCCUCCAGCGCACGAGCGGCCUUUUCAGCAGCAGCCGAGACCUACUUUUCUACCCUCUCAUCGAUCGAAGUCCAACUCCGCCGUCAAGUCUAUGCGUUAGAAGAGGCGGAACUCAUACGACCUGGAGAUGACAGAGACGCAAGAAGAGGCCGAGCUUUGGGCGGAGACAGUAAUUUGACCAGAGUAGGUGGUGGCCCUCUGGAUCCCAGCUGGCUCAAUGCCCGAGCGAGUGACAAGGUAGGGGCCGGAAUGAAGAGAGAGCUUCUAGCCCAGGCGAAAGAAUUUGUGGCAAAAGCAGAAAGCGAAGCGGACACUGCUGAGCAGGACGCGCCCGCCCACGACAAAGCCAGCAGCUGA